This is a messenger RNA of Acanthocheilonema viteae, 429 nucleotides long. The record is from the annotation of a GenBank genome assembly. NCBI's taxonomy places the organism in Eukaryota, Metazoa, Nematoda, Chromadorea, Rhabditida, Onchocercidae.
AUGACACUGUUUGCAGGGGUAACUAUAAUCACGUUGCUAACGGCUAAUAUCAAUGCUUUGGUUUGUUAUGAAAAUGAUGAAUCUGGUAAAGUAUAUGAGAUAUCAAAUGAAUCCUGGAAUUAUUGCGUCUUUAUACCGGGUCAUGAAAGAAGUCGUGUAUUCGGUAUUGGCCCAGAAGCAGAUUGGACAAAAGCAUAUGAUGAAGCAUUUAGCGCAUCGGAUGAAAUUUAUCAAGUACUAUCUGUUUGUCUCCUAGAGAAAUAUGAUUUCGGUCAGCUGAAUCCAAAAAAUGUCGUCAAUCCAUCAGAAUCGGUAGAAUUCAUUUUCCGAUGCAUUUGCAGCUAUGAUCGCUGCAACAAUGCUACAACAUUUAAUAACUAUUUGAAGACGAUCAAACUGGAUAAUGCUAGCAGCAGUGCUGAGAACUGA